This is a messenger RNA of Scatophagus argus, 1213 nucleotides long. RefSeq lists its product as uncharacterized. The record is from RefSeq and is a predicted model, not a curated record. The coding region runs from base 85 to 555 and encodes 156 amino acids. The transcript is spliced from 3 exons. Lineage: Eukaryota; Metazoa; Chordata; Actinopteri; Scatophagidae.
UUCUGGUGUAAAUUAAGUAAGAGCGCCUGGGAAAAUUCCACCUGGUUCACCACAGACAACAACAGCACCAGACACCCUUCUGAAAUGGAUUCCUUCCUGUCGCUGGGUUCUCCUCUGAAGCAGUUCACCAGAUGCGUGUCGGGGAAAAGCACCACCACCAAGAGAGGGGACAAGAGGAGCCAGUCUGUCCGCAGAAGCAGCUUCACCCGCAGGAAGAGCAUCAGCAGGAGGAGAAGCCUCCCCUGCAGCAGCCAGAAAGUGCCAGACUCGUGGCUCAGAAUAUACCAGGCUGAACUGAAGAGAGAAAGGAAACGACAGCAAGCCAUGCUGGCCAAGAAGAACGCAGAGAGGUCAGUUGGAAAAACUCACUUCAGGAGCCACCACUGCCUCCCGAGGCAUACCACCCCUGCCAGAAAACCAGCCCCAGUGAAGGACGAUUCCUUCUUUGGAGCCUUCCAAGGCCUCAGUCUGGACGGACUGAUGGGAGGAAGUAGUGAAUCUCCUGCCGUUGCUGCCCCUGCUGGUGUUGUUGGAGAUCAGUGCAAAGUCAUGUGAAACCUAACUCUUCAAAGGACUGUGUAAAUUAUCCCCAUGUGCAAGAGACUUGAAGGACAAAGGUCUCAUGGAGGACAGGUGAAACUGAGGCUCACACCUCCAAACCUAAGAAAAGGUGGAAGGAUAAUUAGAUUAGUCUUCAUUUUGUUUUAGAUAAGUUAAUAUUGUUUGUUUUUCAUUCUUUGGAUGUGUUUUGCAGAUUAUACUCUUUAUCAGUCUUUCUUUGAUUUCUGUACCCACUUUUCUGCUAGAUGAGCAGAACUGUUUUUGUGAAAUAUUAAGAUAAAACUGAGCAAAUCUGAACACAUCCUUGAAUGACAUAAAAUGUAAUCAUCUGAUUCACACUCCUGGACUGGUUUCGUGUUGUAGAAUCAUUUGAAGUUUAAGGCAGAUAAAAGGAUUUUUAUUUUAUCUUUUCAAAUCUACAUAAAUAGGAAUUUACAUGUAGCAAACACCAGUCAGGUGUUUGGUUGUUUUAUUCACAGUAUUUUAACAACUACAUUUAAGGCAUACAGGACUAACAUAGAGGAAAUCGAGCAACUAAAUGCAAAAUCUGCAUUUGUACCACAGACUUAAUAUAUUUCUGUGGACAGUCUAGAAAUAUUGUCUUCUUGUCCUCUGAUCUGGCAGCAAAUCCACUCAGUAUUUUAUUUGCCGG